Molecule: messenger RNA, 1277 nt
Organism: Octodon degus (degu)
Lineage: Eukaryota; Metazoa; Chordata; Mammalia; Rodentia; Octodontidae
Gene: Snip1
Product: Smad nuclear interacting protein 1
Exons: 4
Coding region: 25-1218 (397 amino acids)
Biological process (GO): miRNA processing
Cellular component (GO): nucleus
Molecular function (GO): protein binding; mRNA binding
Source: RefSeq, a predicted model, not a curated record
UUUUGGGUCUGCCAAACUUGCAGCAUGAAAGAGGUGAAGAGCGAACGGGAGCGGGGAAGCCGGCGAAGACACCGUGACGGGGACCUGGGGAUGCCAGCGGCGGCAGUUGUGGUGAAGCAGGAGCGGCUCAGCCCCGAACCCGCACCUGCCGCCCAUCGUCGACCAGACUUUUCCGGCGGUAGCCCGUCGCUGCCGGCCGGAGAGCCCGGCCGUCCUGGCCACCGCAGCAGCAGAGCCCGAGGAGGCAGCCGGUCCCCGGCCAAAAAGAAAAGCAAGUCCUCAGGGAGAAGAAGCAAAUCUCCUCGGAGUAAGAGAAGCCGAAGUCCUCACCACUCGACAGUCAAAGUGAAACAGGAACAUGAGGAUCACCCCCGGAGAGGACGAGAGGAUCGGCAACACCGUGAACCAUCCAAUCAGGAGCACAGAAGGGCUAGGAACAGUGACCGAGACAGACACCGAGGCCAUUCCCGCCAAAAGAGAAGCUCUGGAGAGAGGCCUGGGAGCGGGCCACCUCAGGGAUGGGAGCGAGACAGCCAGAACCUGCAGGCUCAGGAAGAAGAGCGUGAGUUCUACAAUGCCAGGCGGCGUGAGCACCGCCAAAAGAAUGAAGGCAGCGGAAAUGGUAGUGGUGCUCAGGAGUUGGGGCCUCGGCCUGGUGGCAACAAUAAAGACAAAGAGGUGCCUGUGAAAGAAAAACCAAGCUUUGAACUCUCUGGGGCUCUUCUUGAGGACACUAACACUUUUCGGGGUGUAGUCAUUAAAUACAGUGAGCCCCCAGAAGCACGUAUCCCCAAGAAACGGUGGCGUCUCUACCCCUUUAAAAAUGAUGAGGUACUCCCUGUCAUGUACAUCCAUCGACAGAGUGCUUACCUUUUGGGUCGGCACCGCCGCAUCGCAGACAUUCCCAUUGAUCAUCCGUCGUGUUCAAAACAGCAUGCAGUCUUCCAGUAUCGGCUUGUGGAAUACACACGUGCUGAUGGUACUGUUGGCCGAAGGGUAAAGCCCUACAUCAUUGACUUGGGCUCAGGCAAUGGAACUUUCUUGAACAACAAGCGCAUCGAGCCACAAAGAUACUAUGAACUAAAGGAAAAGGAUGUGCUUAAAUUUGGGUUCAGCAGUAGAGAAUAUGUCCUACUGCAUGAGUCAUCAGAUACCUCUGAACUAGACAAGAAGGAAGAUGAGGAUGACUACGAGGAGGAAGUAGUUUCUGACAGCUAGCAAACUACUCACUGAAUGAGUGAGAUACCUUUUCCUUCUUGGAACACUUUAGGAUGGCC